CCGCGCGUUCCCACCCACGCCGUCCAAUUGCCGCGCGUGGGCGGGACGCACGACCCACGCCUUUCCCCUUGCCCAUUUCCUAACCCCGCACCCCCACCCAACUUGAGCCCUUGACGCACACCAAACACCCGGCGAUCCGCCCCUCCUCUUAGCUAAACUAAUCGCCCCCCCACCCAAAUUAACUCCGAGUCGUCUUCUUCUCCGCCCCGCCACCCCUUUGCAUAUAAACUCUCGCCAGUCACCCACACCUUCUCAAUCCCAGCUCGAGGCCAAACGAAAAGACCACCACCAGCACAACCAUCGGCAGGAGCAGCAAGCGAGCGAGCAACUAACCACAGGGAAAGGAGGAAGAAGAACAAGAGAGGAGGAGGCAUGGCGAGCGGGCACUGGAGGAGGCUCCACACGCUGGGCCGCGGCGCGUCGGGCGCCGUGGUGUGCCUCGCGGCGGACGCCGCGUCGGGGGAGCUGUUCGCGGUCAAGUCGGCGGGCGCGGGCGCCGCGGCGGAGGCGCUGCGGCGGGAGCGCGGGGUGCUGGCGGGGCUGCGCUCGCCCCACGUCGUGCGCUGCGCCGGCGGCGCCGAGGGCGCGGACGGCUCCUACCAGCUCUUCCUCGAGUACGCCCCCGGCGGGUCGCUCGCCGACGAGGCGGCCCGGAAUGGGGGCGCCCUCGGGGAGCGCGCCGUCCGGGCGUACGCGGCCGACAUCCUGCGCGGGCUGGCGUACCUCCACGGGCGCUCCGUCGUGCACGGGGACGUCAAGGCGCGGAACGUGGUGAUCGGCGCCGACGGGCGCGCCAGGCUCGCGGACUUCGGGUGCGCGCGCGCGCCCGGCGCCGCGCGGCGCGCGAUCGGCGGCACGCCGGCGUUCAUGGCGCCCGAGGUGGCGCGCGGGGAGGACCAGGGCCCGCCCGCCGACGUCUGGGCGCUCGGGUGCACGGUCGUCGAGAUGGCCACCGGCCGCGCCCCGUGGGGCGACGCGGACGACGUCCUCGCCGCCCUCCACCGGAUCGGGUACACGGACGCCGUGCCGGAGGUGCCGCUCUGGCUGUCCGCAGAGGCCAAGGACUUCCUGGCCCGCUGCUUCGCUAGGGACGCCGCCGGCCGGCCGACCGCGGCGCAGCUCCUGGAGCACCCGUUCGUGGCAUUCGCCGGCGCCGCCGACAAGGCCCGGUGGGUGUCCCCGAAGAGCACGCUGGACGCCGCGUUCUGGGAGUCGGAGUCCGACGACGAGGCGGACGAGAUGCCGGAGGGCGCGGCGGAGAGGAUCAAGUCCCUGGCGUGCCCCGCCUCGGGCUUCCCCGACUGGGACUGCGAGGAAGGCUGGAUCGACGUGCUCGGCGAGCAGCAGCAGCAGCAGCAGAGCGAGGUCCAGGUGGCGCGCGGCGCGCCAAGCAAGGUGUCGGGCGCCGCGGCGGUGCCAGCUGGAGGCAUGGCUGUCGGCGGCGGCGGGCUCAGUGAUGAACUGGAAGCAGAGGAGGACGUGCCGUUCGGUGGCGACGCUCCUGCAGCUGCUGCUUCAGUUGGGCGUCAGGGCAAACGCUGUCCGGGUUCAGACUGUCAUGUAGGAGUGCUGCCAUGUCAGCUAGUGCUUUGCUGUAAUGGAAUUACUACUGAUGAUGAAAUAAAAUUAUGGCUUCCCACAAAAUCCGAUGCGCUGCUCUGCUUAAUUCCCCUUGUUCAUACUCUGCUCAGGCCUAAUUUUCCAUCUGUCCGAGAGACAGGCCACGAUCGGUUCCACACUCAGAAAUGUUACUAACAGUCGAACGCACGAAGAGAAA
This is a messenger RNA of Panicum hallii, 1777 nucleotides long. RefSeq names its product mitogen-activated protein kinase kinase kinase 17-like. Gene Ontology annotation, biological process: protein phosphorylation. NCBI's taxonomy places the organism in Eukaryota, Viridiplantae, Streptophyta, Magnoliopsida, Poales, Poaceae. The record is from RefSeq and is a predicted model, not a curated record. The transcript has a single exon. Gene Ontology annotation, molecular function: protein kinase activity; ATP binding. The coding region runs from base 373 to 1755 and encodes 460 amino acids.